Molecule: messenger RNA, 237 nt
Organism: Racocetra fulgida
Lineage: Eukaryota; Fungi; Glomeromycota; Glomeromycetes; Diversisporales; Gigasporaceae
Source: the annotation of a GenBank genome assembly
AUGUUUAGCAAGUUUAUCAUUUUAAUUCACAGAAGAGAUUUAUACAACAAAAAUAUUUUGCAAGAUUAUUUGUAUAAUGCAUAUACUACUAAUCUUGGACUUUCUAGAGAAGUGAAGGAAGGUUUUGAUGGGUCUCAAGUAUCAGAUAUUUACAGAUCUGAUUAUUAUAUUAAAUUAUCUAUGAAAUAUAUAGGGCCUUUGAAAUUAGAGCUUGAAAAUCUUGGGCUAAAUCGUUGA